This is a messenger RNA of Balaenoptera acutorostrata (minke whale), 2148 nucleotides long. It is a transcript of the gene PACRGL, whose product is annotated as parkin coregulated like. The transcript is spliced from 9 exons. The record is from RefSeq and is a predicted model, not a curated record. NCBI's taxonomy places the organism in Eukaryota, Metazoa, Chordata, Mammalia, Artiodactyla, Balaenopteridae. The coding region runs from base 696 to 1442 and encodes 248 amino acids.
CCACGUUGCUAAGGAGCCUGGAGAUGCUGAGCGCCAAGAGCUCGCCCUUCCUGGUCGGGCUUUGGCCGAGAGUUGCCUUGUCGGCCUUAUAUGAAACUGGCCGCCUAUCCCCCACUCUCCCCGACCUUUUUAAAAAAACAACAAAAAAACUUUUUCUCCAUUUUUGUCUCUCCAUGUCCUCCUCAUUUUCUAACUUUGACAACAUCCCGGCUCUGAACUGGUCUUAGGUAUUUGGCAAUGUGUGGUGUUGGAGGCGGAGAGGCUAGGAAAAUGGAAAGAAGAUAUUAAGACCCUUAAUACUGGCUCUUUGGAUUUACAGUACUUUAUGGUGAAAAGGAUUGGGAUAGGUGAAUAUUGGGCUGUGUCGCUGUUCUUUGGAAUUUGAAGGAGUUUUAGAGAUGGAGCUCAUCUUCUUUUGUGGGGCUUCUAUUACACUUUUGGAACUUCCCAAACACCAGAUUAGAGAGUAGGAAAAAAAAAAGUGGCCUCUGCCUCUGAGAAUUUGCCAGAUAGUUUAGUGCAGUGGUCUCAAAGCCAAGUGUGGGAAGAAAAUGCAUGUGGGAAAAGAAAUAGGAUUUAUGAGUUGUCCAAAACAAUGAAAAAAGAGUACGCUUUCCUGGCAUUGACCCAGAUGCCUAUAAUCCUUGUAGAUGACCUGUAGCAUCUAAGGAAACCUAAGGAGUAAAAGAGAAGCAAUGCAGAAAUCCGAGUGCCAUAGAAGUGUACAGUUAAGAAACAGAGUGACAGAUAACUGUGAUCAAAGGACAUCAUCAAGUGUACAAAUAAAACAUAGGACUGCAGUUCAACAAAGGAAAUCCUCCUCGUCAACCAGUUCUCCAGAAUCUGCAAGAAAACUUCAUCCUCGACCAAGUGAUAAACUUAACCCUAAAACAAUUAACCCUUUUGGUGAACAGUCACGAGCCCCUUCUGCAUUUGCAGCUAUUUACUCUAAGGGAGGUGUUCCUUGCAGAUUGGUCCAUGGUUCAGUAAAACACAGGCUACAGUGGGAGUGUCCUCCUGAAAAGCUUCCAUUUGAUCCUCUUCUUAUUACUUUAGCUGAGGGUCUGAGAGAGACUAAGCAUCCAUACCCCUUUGUGUCAAAGGAGGGUUUUAGAGAAUUACUUUUGGUCACAGGUGCUCUUGAAAAAGCUGUGCCUUUGCUUCCUAGACUGAUUCCUGUGCUGAAGGCAGCUCUGGUCCACUUGGAUGAUGAAGUGUUUGAAAGAGGAUUGAAUGCUCUGGUACAGUUAAGUGUCGUUGUUGGCCCUUCUCUAAAUGACCAUCUGAAACAUCUGCUUACAAGUCUUUCCAGGAGACUAAGGGACAAGAAAUUCAAAGAACCAAUCACCACUGCAUUACAGAAGCUGGAGCAGAAUGGUGGAAGUGGAAGCCUUACCAUCAUCAAGUCUAAAAUUCCAACCUAUUGCUCCAUAUACUGCUGAAGAAAGAGCCCUGGUGACAGGUGUUAAACGCUGACCAUGGGUAUGCACGGAACCUUUUCAGAGUCACUUCACUUUAUUCUUUUGUAAAUCACAACCACCCUUCAUUAUUGCUGGCUUUAGAGGAGUAUACACAAUUCCACUGAAUCAUAGUACAAGUUAUUCAUUAAAAAAAAGAAUGGUUAAUGAUGGAAAACUAUUUAAAAAAAGUUCUAUAAUAGUACAAUCUUGUGGGAUUUAUUUUUUCAUACUUUUUAUGGUUUGUGUGAGCAACAGUUAUUUGGUUUACAGUGGAUGUGUUUGUAUAUAUUUUCUAGUGCCUUUUAUAUAUAACAUUUAUACAGUUCGUGUGUAGCUGUGCACUUAUUUUUAGACAUUUUGCCAUUUCCUGGGUUUUAUAUUUAUCAAGUCUAUGAAAAUUUCAAAUAGUGGACAAACAUUUGUGAAUUCACUGUUAAUUAUUGUUUGUAAAUAUGUAUUUUAUAAUGUAGAAUGCUUGGAAAUAAUUUUGAGUAUUCUAGUUUAAGAAAAAAAUUUUUAAUGUGUAAGUUCUCUUAUAAGUAUGGUUGUUUAUUACAAAUCAUUAAAACUACCUAAACUUUAGGUAUUAAUUGUAUUUAAGUAAAUGUUAUUUUUGUAUUUCAUAGCCUGAAAAUACUGAUAUUCAGUACGUGAAGAUACUCAGAAAUUAAAAUCUUAAAAGUCUUAC